Poeciliopsis prolifica (blackstripe livebearer) is the source of this 915-nucleotide messenger RNA. It is a transcript of the gene il22, whose product is annotated as interleukin 22. Gene Ontology annotation, cellular component: extracellular region. Bases 32 to 604 code for a protein of 190 amino acids. The transcript has 5 exons. Lineage: Eukaryota; Metazoa; Chordata; Actinopteri; Cyprinodontiformes; Poeciliidae. The record is from RefSeq and is a predicted model, not a curated record.
AAACGUCUCUGCUCUCCACGAACGAAUCACCAUGAAGCUCGACAACGCUACGAUCCUCUCCUGCCUGCGAACAGCCACUGCCGCGCUCGCCGUCCUGUUCCUGAUCGGCUGGACCGAGCAGGUGGUGUCGCACCCCGUGCACCAAGAGCACCUCUCCGCGCCGCUGAACGACCCACGGACGCAAGAGGCUAUCCACAGAGUGUCGCAGGAUGGUCAGAGGAAAGAGCUGGAGGAAGACACCAGCAUCAGGCUGAUGCCCAGAGUCAACACCGACCAGAACCACAUGGAGAUCUGCUGCCUCCACGCCAACAUCCUCGACUUCUACUUGAACAACAUCCUGCACAAAUAUAGCGGGAAGCAUCCAAGCAUGCACCAGCUACAGACCGACCUCCACCGCGUCAGCAGCGACCUGCAGACCCAAGGCUGCAACGUCACUCACUACCACGACCAUCACCACGCCGUCGAGUUUCGCAGGAAGCUGGAGAGGAUGGAGGGCGAGCGCGGCAUCAACAAAGCUGUUGGAGAAAUCGACAUCCUUUUUACGUACCUGCACGAUUUCUGCAAGGAGCCCAGAGCCGCCGCCAACGCCACCGCCAGGAACUGAUUCCCCGACGGCUUCUGUCCUAACAUAUUUAUUUUAUUUAAAUUUUUAUUGCAGCAACUUUUGUACUUUUAUUUAUUGGUCUAUUUAAUUGCAAAUUAUAAUAAAUUUCUUUUUUUAUUAUUGCUCCUAAAAUAUUUAUACUUUUUGAUCGGUUUGUUGUUGAAUGCCGGAGCUGAGAAGGUUUUGGUGUUCAUUAUAUUGUUGCCAUUUCAUGGCUGAAUUUUAAGACAGUUAACAGUAUUUGAACGUCAGUCAACUUGGUUGUACUCAUUGAACUGCUUGCUAUAUGUUUUAUUGGUUACGUUUUUAAA